Messenger RNA from Staurois parvus, 412 nucleotides. The record is from the annotation of a GenBank genome assembly. NCBI's taxonomy places the organism in Eukaryota, Metazoa, Chordata, Amphibia, Anura, Ranidae.
ACAUACAGACAUGUACAUACAUACACAGAAACACGCAUACACACAGAUACAUGUAAAUACACACGCACACACAUGUUCAUACAUACAGACACAUGUGUACACACAUGUACACACACAUGUACAUACACACACCCCACUACCCCAUAAAAAGUUGCAGUACUUCGUUGUUCUCUCACAGAUCCAGGUACUGCACUCUAGGGGGAGGCAGAGAGCACAGCACACACUCUUUCACUGCGCUCAGCUAUUGAGCAGUCUGACGGCUCCUAGUGCCAAUGACAGAUCCGGCCUGAGCUCCAAGCCUGCUCAGCACGAUGGCCCUGGGGGACACACUUGCCCCCACCAUAAUUUCCACUCGCCAUUGGCGAGCAGGUGAGUGGAAAUUUCAAGACCUGCUGUAUAUCCAUGCUGCUGU